AUGAAGCGAAAGGCGCCCGACACCCUCGACAGCGACCACCGACUCACGAAGAAGUUUCACUUGCUCAAUCUCCAGCCCAAUGGCACACCGUACACGCCCAUCUCCGCCUCCGCGCAACUCCCGCGCACGACCCCCAAACCGCAGCCUUCAGUCUCCGACCCCGAGCCCAUGCAGCUAGAGGAUACAAAAGACAAAGUAUACAUCUACGACAUAGACGCCGAGCUCGCCGAGCUCUCCUCCUCCGACUCCGACGAGGCCCCCAUCUUCAUCCGUGACGUCGACAAACAGCUGCACCAGAUACCCAAGCACGUGCUCAUGGGGCCGCCGCCGGAGCCCAGGAGUACCGAGCUCGUGCUGUAUAAGGUGCCUGAGUCGUUGUCGGUGCCGCGGGAGCAGGACAGUGUGCGUAAGGCGAUUAUUGAGGCAAGGGCAAGGGCGAGGGAAAGGCAGGGGCUGCAGGUACCGCAUUUGCCGGAUGCGGAGCCGUAUAUGGUUGAUGGUAUUCAUGGUGAGCUUGCAAAUGGUACAACGCCCGAGGGCGUGGAUAGGACCAGUUCAGGCGCGGCGAAAGAGGAUAGAGUGCAUGAAGAAGAUGAAGGGGAAGAUGAUCCAGACGCUAUGGACCUAGGGUAG
Molecule: messenger RNA, 633 nt
Organism: Coniosporium apollinis CBS 100218
Lineage: Eukaryota; Fungi; Ascomycota; Dothideomycetes
Exons: 2
Coding region: 1-633 (210 amino acids)
Source: RefSeq, a predicted model, not a curated record